Molecule: messenger RNA, 4180 nt
Organism: Oncorhynchus kisutch (coho salmon)
Lineage: Eukaryota; Metazoa; Chordata; Actinopteri; Salmoniformes; Salmonidae
Product: receptor-interacting serine/threonine-protein kinase 1
Exons: 12
Coding region: 300-2405 (701 amino acids)
Biological process (GO): signal transduction; protein phosphorylation
Molecular function (GO): JUN kinase kinase kinase activity; ATP binding; protein binding
Source: RefSeq, a predicted model, not a curated record
GUCCAUUCACCAAGCUGCCUCACGCUACAGAAACAGGAUUUGUAGGCUCCUGCCCUAUGAUCCGUUCCGGCUCGCACACGGCUACUUACUUGCUGUAGUCAGUGACUAUUUGCAUAUAAAUCAUAUGCUCCUUUCUCGAUUAGCUACACUGGUCUGCAACUAACUUCCACAACAUAUUUUUUGUUGUUUCACUAUUGCGGAAGCAAGGCAAAUCCCAGAACUAUACGCCUACCCGUGGAAUGAAAAGUCUCGUAUCAACGCUAGAAGGAAAUACCCGACCGAGGACCGGGUAGCAAGCCAUGGCUACUGCGCAGGACUCCAUCUACAUGAAAUCCGCUGACCUUAUCAAAAAGGAGCCUCUGGACUACGGUGGAUUCGGUACAGUGUAUCUGUGCUAUCACAAAACCCUCGGCCAGGUGGUUCUGAAGACCAUCUACACCGGGCCACCGCGUAAUGAGGGCAGUAAGCAGUCCCUGCUAGAGGAGGGCAGCCUGAUGAGCAGACUGAACCAUGAACGGGUGGUCAAGCUGCUGGGGGUGAUCCUGGAGGAUGGGGACUACUCUCUGGUCAUGGAGCUCCUCCCUAAAGGCAACCUGCUGGCCAUGCUGAACCGGGUACCAGUGCUGAUAUCCAUCAAGGGCAGGAUCAUACUGGAGAUUCUGGAGGGGAUGGUGUACCUGAUGAAGAACCGUGUCAUACACAAAGAUCUCAAACCAGAAAACAUACUGGUGGACAAGGAUUUUCACAUCAAGAUUGCAGACCUGGGCCUGGCCACCUGUCAGACGUGGAGCAGGCUGACUAAGGAGGAGUCUCGCAGGCAGAGCCGGCUGGCGCGUCCUGGGGCUGGGGGAGUGGGGGGCAGGGCAGCCGGUACUCUGUGCUACAUGGCUCCUGAGCACCUGGACAGCAUCCACACACGCUCCUCUGAGAAGUCUGACGUCUAUAGCUUCGCUAUUGUCGUAUGGGUCAUCCUCACUGGCAGUGAGCCAUAUGAAAAUGCUCGGAGUGAGGACCAUAUCUGCCAGUGUGUCCGUAAAGGUGAUCGUCCUGAUGAAGACCUCAUCUCUGCUGAUACUCCUGUAGAGAUCACAGAGCUAAUGAAGAGAUGCUGGCAUAAGGAUCCACAACUACGACCAACAUUCCAAGAGGGCUACAACACCUUCCUGCCCGUCUACAGGGAGAAGUUAGAGCCAGAUGUAGAGAGGGACUCACUUGGUCUCAGAGACUUGUACGAGGGGCCAGAGGAGCUGGUGGAGAAGAUGAAAUCUUUAUCCAUGUCCCCUGAGAGCCUUAAAGCAGACCGGCUGGCUCCCUUACUGAGCUCAGACAGUGCUGGGGCUGUUCGUAUAGAGGCUGGUCCAGUGGAGUCCUGCAUCGAGGACCUGAACCUCUUCCUCCCCUGUGAGCACUCCCUUAUCCAGCCAGAUGUCCGGGCCCUCAGCCCCACCUCGGGCAUGGAGCUCAAAAUGGUCAACGAACUCUCAGCCCUGGAAGUCAAACUAGCCCAGCAGUUGGAAUAUCACAAAUACGCCAGCUACAGCCAGAUGGACCAGCUUGACUUCAGCCCCUACCAUAAUCCUCACCCUUCCACCCCACAGCGCCUCAGCUCACAGGACCCCACCGCCAACAGAGGGCUCCCCAAAACCCAGGCCGUCCAGCCCAGCAGCGUGGAGGUGAACCCCCACCGCCGUCUUUCUAGCCUAGGAGUGUACAAGGCCGCGGACCCCUCAGGGGCCACAACACCCAGGUGCCAGCUUUCCAGCCACAUGCCUGAGUCCUCCAGCAGCCCCUCUCUAAGCCAGGGCAAGUACUCCCCCCAGCAGCAGUAUCCCAACGCCCAGUACUACCGCCUCCAGUCCUGGCCAGCCUACCCAGUGCCAGAGUCAACUGCCCCAGACCUCACUGCAGGGCUGCGCCUGAACUCGUGUGCCAUGGUUAGACCUCCACAGGACCCAGGAGGCCUGUUCAUCCAGAAUGCCAGAGGGAUCCAGAUAGGGAGCAACAACAUACUCAGCAUCAGGGACCACAAGUCUUACAGCAGGUCAGCCAGCUCUCUCUCCAAUGGGGCAAACUCACACUCUGUACUCAAAGAGACCCUGCAGAUGAACGAGGACCAGGCAGUGACUGAAGAGCACCUUGAUCUCCUGAGAGAAAACAUCGGGAAGGAAUGGAAGCGCUGUGCCCGUCGUCUGGGCCUGAGCGAGGUGGAGGUGGACACCAUCGACCAGGACUACCAUCGUGACGGAUUGCCUGAGAAGGUGCACCAGAUGCUGGAGCGCUGGAGGAUGAAGGAGGGCUAUGUGGGCUGCACAGUGGGCCAGCUCUGCAGAGCACUGGAGAACUGUGUCAAAGUAGACCUGGUAAAGAAGCUUCUUCAUGCCUGCAGGACCAAUACUUUUCCAUAGGUACACUGGCAAUGGUGGGCUGUGGAAGCAGAGUGCUUGUGGCGAAUGAUCUUGUUCCGUCUGCAGUGUACGAAGAAUUGCUGAUACUGCACGUCUCCUGGAAAGACAUGGUUGUGGUUUUAACAUUUGACACUUUUGUGGAAGGGACGUAGGGAAACACACCAUUGUUGGUAUCAGUGUCAACCGAUUGGGACCUACAGUAAGUGUUUAGAGACAGACUAGUGUAUUGUUUAGGGACAAUGAAUGGAAAGAUCAGUCAACAUCUGGGGGGGCUGCAGAAGUUGCCUUAGAAGGGCAGUUUUUACACAUUAUGUAUUGUUGUGUAUGGGAGAUUGGGGAGAAAUUGCACCAUUCAAUCCGUCUCAUAUACAACUUUACAUUUAUUGUCUCUAAGCGCAACCCCCUUCCUCAUCUCAAAAACCUAUUUGUAAUCCUCCCCCAGCCCAAUUACUUUGACAGAUCAUUCUUGUCAAAUUUUGUAGACAUGUCUUUGCAUUGUGUUUUGAGAAUCUGCAGAGAGAAGAAUGAAAUGAUUGUGUCAUUACUAUUGUCUUGAUUUAAUACCUUUCAGUGUCCCUUGCUUGUUUUUGUCCCACAAUCUUGUUGCACUCCAUAAGUGCAAGGUGUGUCCCCUCCCUCAUGCCGACGCUUUGGGGUAUUUUUCAGCAGGGCCUGUGGAAGGACUCCAAGUAACCGGAGUUUUACAAAGAGAAAAAGGUAAGAAGAGAACAGGGGUAGUACACUAAAUUGAUCACUUGGACUGGAAGGUACUCUGUGGUCCUCAGGCUAACCACCUGUAACCCCAUAACACAAACAAUACCCAAUUCAUGUUUAUGCCAUGUUUACUAUAAAUGGAGCUAUUUUAGCUGUCAGCUUGUAAAUAUUUUUGCCACCUUCCUUCACCUUGUGCAGAGCUUGGGGUUGGAAUCACAUUACGUACCACCUACAACAACAAUAAUACACAAUUUAACCACCCCACCAGUUGUAUUGAUCUCUAUUAGACUGGCGUGCUUACCAUACCUAACAUGGACAUCGCAAUAUUGUCAACAUGCUGUUAGCUAGUUAGCAUCACUAAAUUGGCAGGAUUGCUAGCCAGCUGAGAACCAACCAUAAACAAUUUAUACACAUUCAUCAUUACUACUAACACACCGAUAGUGAGUUAGUUAUAUCGGCAAUUCUAUUUGGCUACCAGAUUGAGUUAGUCUUAUUUGCUAACGUUUGCUAUCUUACGUUAGCCAACAUUAGUCAGAGAUAGAACGAACAGACAAAUAUGUUUACUCUGCUGAAGGUAGCUACAAGUCUAGCAGUGACUACCAGGACUGUAAAGUUAGCUAACGUAGCUAAUUUACCUAGUCCAGCUAACAUUAUGUAUAAUCAUUGUAAAUUAUAUCAUAAAUGGGACUGGUGGAGUUGUCACACAUGCAGACAACAAAAAUAUAUGGAAAUGUCUGCUCCACUCAAAAUUACAAGCAACUAAUUGCAGCAUCACCGUAAAAAUGGAAGAGGCAAUUGUGAGGGGGAGAAAGUAAGGAACUUGUCUGUCCGCCCUGCAUUAAAAGACCAAAAUUGGUUAAAGAAAAUUGUGAUUAAAAAAAAAUGUAUAACAGUUUCAUUUGAGGACCUAAUGUUUUUUUUACUGUAUUUUACUGUGUAUAGAUUGAAAAUAGUUGGGAAGAGAUUUUCACUGUACCGAUUCUAUGGCACAUGUUUUAUGAACUGAUACACAAAACAAUGCUGGAUUCAAAACAGAGUUUUUCAAUUUAAAUUAUCUUACA